This is a messenger RNA of Pecten maximus, 1022 nucleotides long. Its product is annotated as H2.0-like homeobox protein. Lineage: Eukaryota; Metazoa; Mollusca; Bivalvia; Pectinida; Pectinidae. Bases 28 to 1011 code for a protein of 327 amino acids. The record is from RefSeq and is a predicted model, not a curated record. Gene Ontology annotation, molecular function: sequence-specific DNA binding; DNA-binding transcription factor activity, RNA polymerase II-specific. Gene Ontology annotation, biological process: regulation of DNA-templated transcription. The transcript has 4 exons.
CUCGCUGUGGAGGAGUGACGCAGUCGAAUGUGUCCAAGGGACAUGUACACCCUAGGCGGUUUGGUUUGUCCGGAGAACCAUCCAAACUUUACAAUGUGGACACACAACUAUUUCCACGAUGCCGGACUUUUGAAUUUUUCUACGAAGAAACCAUCUUUUCACAUUACGGAUAUCUUGCAUGUGCAUAGCGGGAGCACGCCUCUACUAUCGUGUAACCCACCGGGCGUGCUACCCCCGGGGUGCCAACAAUCUCCCUCCGCCCUCGGACCUCUUAAAGCGUUCUGCACCAGUAAGAGAGUCCAACGGUUUGUCACAGACGGAGAGGAUCGGAGGAGCAGUGAGUCCCGGCCCCCGGGGGUGUCCGGACAGUCCAAACAUCUUAAAUUCGGAAUCAACAGAAUCUUAUCGGAAGACUUCGGAAGAAAAUCUCGCGAGAAAGAAAAUAGAGAAAAACAUCAUGGCGACACUUCCAUUCUGGACAACAGGAUCUCGUGUGGGUGCGGGACUAUCACAUCCAACUUUAUCAAUACCCGGAUGUCCUUCCCGUCAGCAUCUCUAUCAGCUGUCCAUGCUAUCCAACCACCAACCUAUCCACUGUCUCACUCAGUCGACUCACUUCCCGGUCCGUACUCAAUACUCAACGAUGACGGAAAUGGAUGUAGCCAAUCAAAACGGAAAAGAUCUUGGUCACGUGCUGUGUUCUCGAACCUACAGAGGAAGGGACUGGAGAAGCGAUUUGAAGUACAGAAAUACGUCACGAAACCCGACAGACGACAGCUGGCCGCCAUGUUAGGUCUCACAGACGCUCAGGUCAAAGUUUGGUUUCAAAAUCGGAGGAUGAAAUGGCGACACGCACAACAACAAAAAGAAAAAGAUGACACACUUCCGGACACUGAAUGUGAAACAGGAAGUGACGUAAUAAAAGACAGAUGUAAUAAAUCUGUGUGUUCUGAUAAUUCAGAUGACAGUGAUAACGACAACGACGUGCCGACAACGAGCGACAACAUAUAGAAACACUAACG